Messenger RNA from Salvia miltiorrhiza (redroot sage), 4011 nucleotides. RefSeq names its product kinesin-like protein KIN-4A. NCBI's taxonomy places the organism in Eukaryota, Viridiplantae, Streptophyta, Magnoliopsida, Lamiales, Lamiaceae. Gene Ontology annotation, molecular function: ATP binding; microtubule motor activity; microtubule binding. Gene Ontology annotation, biological process: microtubule-based movement; mitotic spindle organization. The record is from RefSeq and is a predicted model, not a curated record. The transcript has 26 exons. The coding region runs from base 327 to 3437 and encodes 1036 amino acids.
ACACACACUAAAUUACAGAUACACAAAGCUUCUCCUUCUAUUCCCUCAACUACCCUUCUCUUUCUCUCUCUCUCUCUCCAUUGCAUAUUUGCAUAUAGUAACAAUAUAGUUGGCUGUCUCCCUAGCUUCUCUUUCUCUAGUUGCAGCAUCAUUUUCUGGUCCAAGAAAUUCUCUUCCUGUCUUUCACCCUUCACUUCUGUGAAAAAAAAUUCAGCUAACUGUUUGUCAAAACCACAUUUGGCUUUUAUUUCCAUUUGGGAGGGUGUAUUUCAGCUCUGAGAUUAAUCUUAUUUGCUUCCUUGGUCAAAAAGAGUGUGGUGCUCAAAAUGGAAGCGAAUUCCUCUGGUGAAGAUUGCUGUGUGAAGGUGGCGGUUCAUAUCAGGCCUCUUAUAGGAGAUGAGAGGCUUCAGGGGUGCAAGGAUUGUGUCACGGUACAACCUGGGAAGCCUCAGGUGCAAAUUGGGACACAUUCAUUUACAUUCGAUCAUGUUUAUGGUAGUAGCGGCUCCCCCUCGACUGCCAUGUAUGAAGAGUGCGUUGCACCUCUGGUUGAUGGCUUGUUUCAAGGAUACAAUGCUACUGUUCUUGCCUACGGACAGACGGGGUCAGGGAAAACGUACACCAUGGGUACUAGUCUCAAAGAUGGAGUCCAUACCGGACUCAUUCCCAAAGCCAUGAAUGCUUUGUUCAGCAAAAUUGAAAUGCUGAAGCAUGAAAUUGAGUUCCAGUUGAACGUUUCCUUCAUUGAGAUUCAUAAAGAAGAAGUGAGAGACCUGCUCGAUCCCAGUUCCACUCACAGACAAGAUGUAGCGAAUGGCAACACUGCAAAAGUGACAAGCCCCGGAAAACCUCCAAUACAAAUUCGUGAAACGUCGAAUGGUGUAAUUACACUUGCAGGAUCUACAGAGCGCAGUGUGAAGACACUUAAAGAAAUGGCUGAUUGCUUGGAGCAAGGAUCACUAAGCAGGGCAACAGGGAGUACGAACAUGAACAAUCAGUCGAGCCGCUCUCAUGCCAUAUUCACCAUCACAGUGGAGCAGAUGCGUAAACUUCAUCCUGGUAAUCCUAAUGACAGCAACUUAAACGACUGUAUGACCGAAGAGUAUCUUUGUGCGAAGCUGCAUUUGGUGGAUCUUGCUGGAUCAGAGCGCGCGAAGAGAACAGGAUCUGAUGGUCUACGUUUUAAAGAAGGAGUUCACAUUAACAAGGGGCUUCUUGCCCUUGGCAAUGUUAUAAGCGCACUUGGUGAUGAUAAGAAGCGAAAAGAAGGUGUUCAUGUUCCGUAUCGUGACAGUAAACUUACUCGACUAUUGCAGGAUUCUCUCGGUGGAAACAGCAGAACAGUAAUGAUAGCAUGCAUUAGUCCUGCUGACAUAAAUGCUGAAGAAACGCUGAACACUCUGAAAUAUGCCAAUCGCGCUCGAAAUAUCCAGAACAAACCUGUUGUUAAUAGAGACCCCAUAUCAAAUGAAAUGCUGAAGAUGCGUCAGCAAUUAGAAUUUCUGCAAGCUGAACUUUGUGCCCGUGGUGGAGGCGUUUCAUUUGAUGAAAUACAGGUUCUCAAGGACAGAAUUGCUUGGUUGGAGGCUACUAAUGAGGAGCUGUGUCGGGAACUAAAUGAGUUUCGCACAAGAGGCGGUCCAGUUGAGCAAUACACCGAUAAUGUUAAAGUUGGAACCAAUGGUGCCAUGAAAAGUGAAGGCCUUAAACGGGGUUUGCAAAGUAUUGAGCCAUGCGACUAUCAGAUGAGUGAAAGCAGUGAUUCUGGUGAUAUUGAUGAAGAUACAGCAAAGGAGUUGGAACAUACAUAUUUGCAGAAUAGCAUGGAUAAAGAGUUGAGUGAAUUAAAUCGGCAGUUGGAGAAGAAAGAGUCGGAGAUGAAAUUAUUCGGAGGAUAUGACACCACCGCUCUUAAGCAACACUUUGGAAAGAAAUUGAUGGAACUUGAAGAGGAAAAAAGGACUGUGCAGCUCGAGAGGGAUCGGCUGUUGGCAGAAGUUGAAAACCUUUCUGCUAAUACUGACGGGCAUGCACAGAAAAUGCAAGAUGUCCAUUCACAGAAACUAAAACUUCUUGAAUCUCAGAUACAAGACCUUAAGAAGAAACAAGAGAAUCAGGUUCAGCUUUUAAAACAGAAACAGAAGAGUGAUGAAGCAGCAAAAAAGUUGCAAGAUGAAAUACAAUGCAUGAAGGCUCAGAAGGUUCAACUGCAAAACAAGAUUAAGCAAGAAAGUGAACAGUUUCGACAAUGGAAGGCAUCCCGAGAGAAGGAAUUACUACAGUUGAGGAAGGAGGGAAGAAGAAACGAGUAUGAAAGACAUAAACUGCAAGCACUGAACCAGCGGCAGAAAAUGGUUCUUCAAAGGAAGACUGAAGAAGCUGCAAUGGCUACCAAGAGGCUGAAAGAAUUGCUUGAAGCACGCAAAUCUUCAGCUCGUGAAAACUCUGUGACAACCAACGGGAAUGGAGUUAAUGGGCAGAGCAACGAAAAGUCCUUGCAGAGAUGGCUUGAGCAUGAGCUUGAAGUCAUGGUCAAUGUUCAUGAAGUUCGUUAUGAGUAUGAGAAGCAAAGUGAAGUACGAGCUGCAUUGGCAGAAGAGUUGGCUGUUUUGAGACAAGUUGAUGAAUUUGCUUCGAAGGGAGUAAGCCCUCCUAGAGGGAAAAAUGGCCUUUCCAGGGCAUCUUCAAUGUCACCAAACGCAAGAAUGUCAAGAAUUGCUUCUCUUGAGAGCAUGCUAAGUAUAUCAUCGAACUCACUUGUUGCAAUGGCUUCACAGCUUUCAGAAGCAGAAGAACGAGAGCGUGGUGUCGUUAGUCGUGGCCGCUGGAAUCAGCUACGUUCUAUGGGAGAGGCAAAAGGCCUGCUUCAGAUUAUGUUCAAUCAUCUUGGCGAUGCAAGGUGCGAACUGUGGGAAAAGGACAUCGAGAUCAAAGAGAUGAAAGAGCAAAUGAAGGAACUUGUGGGAUUACUGCGACAAAGUGAAGUCAGAAGGAAGGAAAUGGAGAAAGAGCUUAAAUUGAGAGAGCAAUCUGUUGCUACUGCACUGUCGACACCACCAUACGGAAAUUCUCUCAAACACAUAGCUGAUGACAUGAGUGGUCCAUUGUCUCCGAUUCCAGUACCAGCACAGAAGCAACUUAAAUAUACAGCGGGGAUUGCUAAUGGUUCGUGUACAGAGUCAGCAGCAUUCGCGGACCAAACGCGGAAGAUGGUGCCUAUUGGCCAGUUAUCAAUGAAAAAACUAGCCCUCGUUGGACAUGGUGGGAAACUCUGGAGAUGGAAGAGGAGUCAUCAUCAAUGGCUAUUACAGUUCAAAUGGAAGUGGCAAAAACCGUGGAAACUCUCAGAAUUAAUUAGACACAGCGAUGAAACAAUCAUGAGAGCCAGGCCCCGUCCACAACCUAUUUCUGAUAUUAUGUACAGAAAUGGUCACUAGCUUACACAUCUCUAUAUUGUAUAUCCUUUACUCGCUCCAGCUCCCAAGAGAUGAUCCAGGGAAACACGUUGAAUAAGUGCAGGUCGAGGUAUAAGUGGCAGUUGGAGAACUUUGUCUGUAGUGUAGUGUAUUGGUAGAGAUAUAUAUGAAGUGGAAUGGUUGUUUAGCAGUGGAGUUUUGUAGUUAUGACUCUCAUCAGUCGUCGCGUCUUGUGGGAUCUCGUUCACCUCCAUGAUACUUGGAGGAGACUGCGUUUUCAUCGAGGAUGGGUUUAUUUUAGGCCUCAUGGUAGUCUUCAUUGUUGUAUAUACUUGUCCAAAGUUGAUCUUUUUGAGGAGGGAUUUUAGUGCUUGUGAUUUCUUCUUCUUUUACCUUUAUGCUGCAGGGGUUUGUUUUAUGUUUCUUUUUUCUCUUUUUCGGCUAAUUGGCCUCUUUUGUAUAUUGUGUGUAAGCACAAUAUUGGUUUUGUUUAGAAAGCACAUUCAGUGAUACUUAGUCUCAGAUGUAGAUCUACUAUUGAGUUGUGCUUAUUUGUUGUAUAUUUGUUGUGGAAUAUUAAUGAAUUAUCAUUUCA